AUGCUGCCCAGCCUGCUGGUGCCGCUGGCCGCGCUCCUCUGCCUGCGCCACCGCUGCCCCGCGCAAGGGAGCGAACUGCCCAGCCCCCCAUCCGUGUGGUUUGAAGCUGAGUUUUUCCACCACGUCCUCCACUGGGCGCCCAUCCAGAAUCAGUCUGAAAGCACCUCCUAUGAGGUGGAACUCAUGAGUUACGGGACGGAGCUUUGGGUGUCCAUCUCCAGCUGUAACCAGACCCUGAUGCUGUCCUGUGACCUCACCAUGGUGACCCUCGACCUGUACCACAACAAUGGCUACCGGGCCAAAGUCCGGGCAGUGGACAGAGGCCAGCAUUCCAACUGGACGCUCAGCAGCACCCGCUUCUCCAAGGAUGAAGUGAAACUGACCGUUGGCGGCGUGGCGCUGGAGACACGUGACGGCACCAUCCUGGGAACCAUCCAGCCUCCCCGGCCCACGGUGGCCCCCGCCGGCGACACGUACGAAAGCAUCUUCCCGCAGUUCCGAGAGUAUGAGAUCGCCAUCCGCAAGGACCCGGGAUACUAUGAGGUCAAAAACAAGGUACAGAAUGAAACCUUCACCUUCCCAGCCCCAGGGCACGUGGGAAAGUUCUGUGUCAAGGUGAAGCCGUCUUUGAGCUCCCGCACGAACGAGGGGAUAUGGUCCGAGGAGGAGUGCGUGGUGCUCUCCCCGAAGUAUUUCACGGUGACCAACCUGAGCAUCUUCUUCAUCUUGGUGCUGCUGCUCUGCGGAGCCCUGGCCUACACGCUGGCCCUCCAGCUGUACGUGCGGCGCAGGAAGAAGCUGCCCGCCGUCCUGGUGUUCGGGAGGCCCAGCCCCUUCAGCAUCGCCAGUCAGCUCCCCCGCCUGGAGCCCAAGGACACCAUCCAUCCCAUCGACGAGGAGGCCCUCCCCAAGGUGUCCCUGGAGCUGAGGAACUCUGAGCUGCACGGCAGCGCCGACAGUGGCUUCGGCAGUGCCAAGCCGUCCCUGCAGACGGAGGAGCCCGAGUCCCUCCUCCCCGCCCCCCAUCCUCAGGCGGGGGGCACGCCGGGGGCGUCCCUGGAGCUGGAGGAGAGCAGCAGCAGCAGCAGCGGCGGCGGCAGCACAGACAGCGGCAUCUGCCUGCAGGAGCCCGGCCUGAGCGCGGGCACGGGGCGCGGGGGCCAGGGCCGGGACGACAGCGGCAUCGGCCUGGCCCCGAGCUCCGAGCGGCCGCCCGGGGAGCCGCAGCUCGGCUCAGCCUCGGGGCCCGAAGUGGCGGAGGAGGAAGACCCGGCUGUGGUGGCAUUUCAGGGCUACCUGAAACAAUCCAGAGACGCGGAGGAGAAGGCAGCCGAGGCGGGCUGUCCGGCGGAAGCGUCCUCUUCACCAGAUGGCUUUGGCCCCCAGAUCAGGACGUGCCUGGCUGCCGAGGGAGCCUGGUCGCCAGCCCUGGUCAAGGGUUACUUGAAACAGGGUCCCCCAGAAGUGACGCUCGCUCCUUCAGCGCCCCCAACUGGACAGUGGAACCCCCCAGCUGAGGAGUGGGCACUCCUGGGCUUGACCAGCUGCGAGGACCUAGGAACCGCCGCCUGGAGCUUUGCCCACGACCUUGCCCCUCUGGACUGUGUGGCAGCCCCGGGCGGUCUCCUGGGCACCUUUGACUCCGACCUGGUCACCCAGCCGCUGAUCUGCAGUCUGCACUGCAGUGAGUGACUCGGACUGAGGGCUGUUUUCACGUCAGCCACGUCCCGCCUGGGCCCGGGCCCGGAUCAGGAGUGAAGCACGGUGCCAGGCCAGUGGGCCCAGCAGGGUGCACAGGGCCAGGCAGGCGGGCUCCCCAUGUACAGACGAGCACGGCUGGGGCCCUGCGGACUCGGGCGCGCGGAGGAGCAGAGCACACUGGCCCCGGGAAGCUCCCGUCUGAUAAGGAGCAUCUGCUCAGGGAGUCGUGGGGUGUUCCGGGGCUGUGGCGAGGUCACCGGCUGAGGUCAGCUCAGAGCCAGGCUCCCCCCUCAAGCCAGCCAGGUGUCAGGGCCCCACCGCUGGGGUCGUCUCUAGGGGGAAAGGAGGGAGCAGUGACCAGGGAUGAUCUCUGGAUGCUCAGCUGACCACCAGCUGGCCUGGAGCGGUCGCACGGAGAAGCCCCCUCUCCGGCAGGCCUCCUGGGGAGGGAGCGUGUCCUGGAAGACCUUUCGGGGUGUCUGCCCUGGUCCGCCAGUCAGUCAGCCUCCGUUAUGGAGCCUCGGGGGGGACAAAAGGAGCUGAGACCCAAAAGGGGGCUCUGGCUCAUGCUCCGGGGAUGUCUCUUGUGCACAGACAGGCAUUUCCCUCCUUCAGCAAAUGGAGCAGGGGCCCCCCGAGGUACCCGCAGUGGCCGAGCCCCUCAGGGACCCCACCCGCCGCCCCAUCAUUUGCUGACAGAACAAGAGAAACCACGGCUGCUCGCGGUGGUCGAAACAGCCCCCCGGGAGCCUCUGGGUUUGGACGCCGGCUUGUCUGCCCCGGGGUCCGGGUCGGGACCUGGCCCUGUGUGUGCUGCGCCCUCGGCUCAGCCUCAGGAACCGGCCUCGGCCGCCACCCCCGCUGUCCGGGUCAGCUGCGUGACCUUGGGCAGCCACUUCCCCGGGCUCUGCUGCCCCAGCAGUGGGUGAAGGGCGCUGCAGGCUGGAUGUUGGCGAAGCUGGCCCUGAGGGGGGCUGCCAAGCGUGUCUGCGCGGGGCUGGGGAGGGAGCUGGGUGCUGUGUCUGUGCAGACCCAGCUCCUGCCUCGUGCUGAGGCCACGGAGGGGCAGAAGCCCGUGACCGCGCCAGAGAGCUGCGGGCACUGGGGCAGAGGGGCAGGUGUGGGCCCCGCUCCCAGUGAGUGUGGAAUGUGAGCUCAAAGCCGUUUACAGUCCAUGGACGAGGGACUGGAGGAGUGACGGCAGGGCCCCCCGAGUCACCCACGGCCUGCCUGUCUCGGGGGCAUUCUGGGAAUAGACAUUGUGGGGGGAGUCCAGCCAGGACCCCCCCGUCUGCAGGAGGCUCCAGCUGCCAACCUGCUAACAGCUCGCUCUGGAAACUCAGGCUUCAGGGACCACGCCUCAGACUCUCCAGGAAGGUUUACAUAUUUAUUUUCUUGUUUUAUUUAUUGAAGAGGCUGCAUAGUCCAGCCAAAGAAUUCUGGGUAUUUGGAGAGCCCAGAAGUCCCAGCUCGACUCCACUGUUUCUUGCCGUGUGACCUUGGGAAAGUCCCUGGUCCUCGUCGGUCUCACUGCCGGGGACGUGGGGUGGACGUGCCCUGGGCGCGCGGCUCUGUACACGGGCGCUGCCGUUUCUUACCCCAAUAAAUGGUCAGGACCGCAGGAAUCGUGUGACCAGCCAGGUU
Molecule: messenger RNA, 3345 nt
Organism: Molossus molossus (Pallas's mastiff bat)
Lineage: Eukaryota; Metazoa; Chordata; Mammalia; Chiroptera; Molossidae
Gene: IL10RA
Product: interleukin 10 receptor subunit alpha
Exons: 7
Coding region: 1-1692 (563 amino acids)
Molecular function (GO): protein binding
Source: RefSeq, a predicted model, not a curated record